Messenger RNA from Zygotorulaspora mrakii, 1782 nucleotides. Its product is annotated as gamma-glutamyltransferase family protein. Bases 1 to 1782 code for a protein of 593 amino acids. The transcript has a single exon. The record is from RefSeq and is a predicted model, not a curated record. Lineage: Eukaryota; Fungi; Ascomycota; Saccharomycetes; Saccharomycetales; Saccharomycetaceae.
AUGGAAGGCUUUAACAGUUCCAGGAGAUCCACAGUAUAUUCCGUGAAGGGUAUGGUGUCUUCAACACAGCCUCUCGCCACUGCUGCUGGUAUCAAGAUAUUAUCACAAGGUGGUAAUUGUGUUGAUGCGUGCGUAGCUGUAUCGGCCUGUCUUUGCGUUGUUGAACCAUCCUCCACUGGGAUUGGGGGCGACUGUUACUCUUUAUUGUACAAAGAGUCAGAUAAAAAGGUAUAUGGAAUAAAUGGCACUGGAAGAUCAGCCUCUAGACUAAGUAUUGACUACCUGAAAAAAAAUCACCCUGAUCAUAUUCUGCCUAGUUUAAGAUUUAAAGAUGAUUCAAUCUUCAAGAUACAGAUUCCCGGUGCCAUUGCAGGAUGGUGUGACGCCAUUGCAGCUUGGGGGAGUGGUAAUGUUACGCUGUCAGACAUACUUGCACCAGCAAUUGAUCUAGCUGAGAAUGGUUUUGUCGUGUCAGAAGUCAGUGCACUUCUCUGGAAGGAGGCUGAAAUUAAGCUGAAGGCAGCGCAAAACUCGGAGAAGGAUUUAUCCAUUUUCCUACCGAAUGAUAGAUUUGAAGCCCCAAUUAAAGGGCAAUAUAUGCGAAACGAACGCCUUGCUGCAACCAUGAGAAUCAUAAGCGAGAAGGGCAAAAAAGGAUUCUAUGAAGGGGAGAUUGCUGAUUCCAUUGUUUUGGAGCUAUCAAAGCGAGGAUCUCUUAUCACUAGGGAAGACCUUAAGAAUCAUACUUCUACUUUUGUAGAACCAAUAUCUUUAUCAAUUCUUGGUCAUAAACUUUGGGAAAUACCUCCAAAUGGAUCUGGAGUAAUUGCAUUAUUAACUCUUGGAUUGAUAAAUGAAUUGGAUAAAUCAGGUGCAAUUGACCUUAAAAAUAUGAAGCACAACUCGUCAGAGUAUAUUCAUUUGUUAUCUGAAUGCUUAAAAUUGAGUUUCAAGGAUUCCGACGAAUACGUGAAUGAUUAUGAGUUCUUCGCCAAAAACCAUAAUUUGGAUCAAAUGAAGUCCAUUGAAAAUUUAUUGAGUGAAGAUUACUUAAAGAGUAGGAGUAGCCUUUUCAAGAAAUCGAAUGUGAUGCGCAAUACAGAUGUGAAACAUGGAAUACCGAAUCCAAUGUUCAAAUCUGACACGGUUUAUUUCACUGCAUCUGACUCUAACGGUGAUGCUUGCUCUUUUAUCAACUCAGUAUAUGAAAAUUUUGGAAGUGGUGUAAUCAUUCCAGACAGAGGGUUUGCACUUCAGAAUAGAGGAGGAAAUUUCAAUUUGAAUCCAACGAGUAAGAACUGUCUAGAGGGGAAUAAAAGGUCUUAUCACACCAUCAUUCCUGGAAUGAUAACCACACCAAGGAAUGAUGGACAAGAGGAAUUAUACGCCAGCUAUGGCAUUAUGGGUGGAUUUAACCAACCACAAGCACAUGUUCAGGUGUAUUUGAAUAUGCUACUUUUUGGAAUGGAUCCACAGCAGGCUUUAGAUGCCCCAAGAAUUUGCCUCUAUCCUGAUCCCAAAGGUACAGAUUCAGGUUUUGGAUCAGAUGGUCCUGCAAGUAGAGAUGCUACAUGCAUUGGUAUCGAAGACGGUAUCUCAAGCGCUGUUGUGGAAGAAUUGAGGAAUUUGGGGCACCAAGCGAAAGUUUUCGCAAAUGAAAAGCGGACACUGUUUGGUCGUGGGCAAAUAAUUCGCAGAGAAUCAGGUCCUGAAACAAAAGGUCAUUUGGUUUACAGUGCUGGUAGCGAUAUGAGAGGUGACGGUGCUGCAGUGCCAUUAUAA